This is a messenger RNA of Cricetulus griseus (Chinese hamster), 666 nucleotides long. The record is from RefSeq and is a predicted model, not a curated record. NCBI's taxonomy places the organism in Eukaryota, Metazoa, Chordata, Mammalia, Rodentia, Cricetidae.
CUCAUUGGUCAAACAGUACUUUAUUCAACAAUCAAUAAGAUGAACAUACACAGAAGUACAUUCCCCAUCAGCUGUCUCUAACUCUUCGCUGACUUUUGGGAUCCUAUUCCUUAUACAUUGGUGCCUUUGACCAAGCUAGGAAAAGGAAGUAACCUAAAUGACCUACAACUGGUGGAUGAAUAAUGAAAACAUUGAGUGAGGCAAGCAAGACCUGCAAAGACAAACGUUGUUGCAUGUUCUCUCUCAUCUGAGGCUUCCAGCUCCAGAUCUUCAGAUGCAAAUGGACCUGUGACUGUGUAUUUUUGCUGACUUCAGGCCUCUUUGGGAAACACCUAGACACAUCAGAAGCAAGAAAUGGAGCCAGUGACCUUUGAGGAUGUGGCUGUGGACUUCACCUCAGAAGAAUGGGCUUUGUUGGAUUCUAGUCAAAAGAAGCUCUACAGAGAUGUGAUGAAGGAGACAUUUUUUAACCUGAUCUCCAUAGAGAAAACACUAGAAAAAAAUAUUGAAGAGGACUACGAAGAUCUCAGCAGAAAUAUGGGAACUCCAGUGCUUGGUGAAGACUGUGGAUAUGAAUGUGAUACUGAGUGUGAUAAAAAGCAGGAAGCUAUUACAGAGAAUAUCAGCAGUAAAGAUAUGCCUCCUGGAGUUCAUGACAGCCUGUAA